Coregonus clupeaformis (lake whitefish) is the source of this 1663-nucleotide messenger RNA. RefSeq names its product vesicular integral-membrane protein VIP36-like. The transcript has 8 exons. Gene Ontology annotation, biological process: endoplasmic reticulum organization; endoplasmic reticulum to Golgi vesicle-mediated transport; Golgi organization. Gene Ontology annotation, molecular function: D-mannose binding. Gene Ontology annotation, cellular component: endoplasmic reticulum membrane; Golgi membrane; COPII-coated ER to Golgi transport vesicle. Lineage: Eukaryota; Metazoa; Chordata; Actinopteri; Salmoniformes; Salmonidae. The record is from RefSeq and is a predicted model, not a curated record. Bases 29 to 1066 code for a protein of 345 amino acids.
GGAUCAGGAAGAUGGUUAUCCAGGAUCCAUGGUGUCUUUCCGAGGCAGCAAAAUGAGAGGUUUUGGUACAUUUAUCAGCAGACCACUGCUUUUCCUAUUACUUCACUUUACUCUAGUGCAAUGCGAUAUAACAGACGGCAACGUAGAGCACUUGAAGCGGGAGCAUUCGCUCAUGAAACCGUAUCAGGGUGUUGGAAGCAGCCCAUCCAGUCAGUGGGACUUCUGGGGGAGCACGCUAGUCACCAGCUCGUAUGUGCGCCUGACGCCUGAUGAGAGAAGUAAACAGGGAUCUAUUUGGAACACGGUGCCUGUUUAUCUGAAAGACUGGGAGAUGCACGUGCAGUACAAGAUCCACGGGUCGGGGAAUAAACAUUUCCAUGGAGAUGGCAUCGCCAUCUGGUACACAAAGGAGAGACUUAAUCCAGGCCCAGUCUUUGGAAACCAAGAUCAUUUUGUUGGCCUGGCUUUAUUUGUGGAUACCUUCCGCAAUGAUCUCCAUGGGAUGGAUCGGUCCUUCCCCUACAUCUCUGCCAUGGUGAAUAAUGGUUCUCUGCCCUAUGACCAUGGGAAGGAUGGACGUAACUCUGAACUGGGAGGCUGCUCUUCUGAGAUCAGGAACAAAGACCAUGACACCUAUCUGGCCAUUCGCUACUCCAAGAGCAGGCUCACGGUGAUGAUUGACAUUGAUGAUAAGAAUGAAUGGAAAGAGUGCAUUGACAUCUGGGGUGUCCACCUCCCCACAGGGUACUACUUUGGAGCUUCUGCUGCUACAGGGGAUCUCUCUGAUAACCAUGACAUAAUCUCUAUGAAGAUGUACCAGCUGAUGGUAGAUCACACACCUGAUGAGGACAGUCUGGACUGGACCAAGAUUGAGCCGAGCGUCAGCCUGCUGAAGUCCCCCAAAGACAACAUUGAUGAUCAUACUGGUAACUUCCGAAGCACACCUCUUACUGGCUGGAAGGUCUUCCUGCUUCUGCUAUGUGCUCUACUGGGAAUUGUAGUUUGUGGUGUUGUAGGGGCUGUAGUCUUUCAGAAGCGCCAGGAAAGAAACAGGAGGUUUUACUGAGAGGGAAAAACAUAUUUCUAUAUGUGCGAGGUAUUCGUAAAAUGAACUGUUUGCGAAGAAUACAGAUUCAGCAACACAUCCAAAGUGAAUUUUCUAAAGAUUGUAAAAAUGUUUAUCUGCUGAGGCACUGCGAUGAUGACAGUCACUUAUGGUAUCGUCCAAUGUUUGUGAAAUAACAUUUUAGUCAUUUUAUCCAGAGCGACUUAGUUAGUGAGUGCAUACAUUUUUCAUACUGGCCUCCCGUGGGAAUUGAACCCACAACCCUGGCAUUGCAAGCGCCAUGCUCUACCAACUGAGCUACACGGGGGGCCAUGACUUGUGGUUACUACCACGUAUAUGAGUGACCUUUUAAUGGAGGCAGUUUGUUUUUAUUCAACCUUUCCCCUGUUCUUUUUGCUUUCCUAGUACAGGGGAUAAUUGUUGUUUUGGAUCGAUCUGUAAAACACUGAUUUGUUAAAUAACUUUCAAAGGAAAUCAUUUUCACAACAUUUUCUGUAUAAGUUGUAUAAAGAUGAUUUAUUUUCACCUCAUCUUUUUAUACCAUUGGGUUCUGAGUGAUUGAGCUAAUUCACAUAUGUAUAGGAUUUGAUUUAGUUU